GUGACAUGCCUGCAAGUCAAAGGAAGGAAAGGUCAAGGUCUAAUGGAAACGCCUCCAGCAGUGUUUAGGUUUCCGUAUUAAAGAAUCGAGUUAAGAUAAAACGUCAACUGGACCGUGUAAAUCUCUACGGGUCGUGUCUUUCAAAAUCAAGGUUACAUUAAUCUGAAGAAAUGGCUCAGGCAAUCCAGGUGUGUGAGAUAGAUGAAGAGUUGAAGGCUCAACUGAAGAAGUUCAGAUUCAGAAAAGACAAGAAUAUCUCAGCAAUUGUCUGUAAAAUUAAAGAGACAACGGUAAUAAUUGAUGAGCAAUAUGAAGAUAUUUCCCUUGAGGAUCUCCAAGAAGAGGUUCCGUCCACUCAGGCUCGAUUUAUCUUCUUAAGUUACUGUUUAAACCACAGCGAUGGUAGAAUUUCAUAUCCACUGUGCUUCAUCUACUUACAUCCUAGAGGCACCAAACCUGAACAGGGUAUGAAAUAUUCUGGAACGAAACUUCAUCUUCAAAAGGAGUCUGGUGUCACAAAGUGCUUUGAUCUGACAAGCGUGGAAGACUUAACGAAGGAGUGGCUUGAAGGGAAACUCAGUUUCUUUGGUUAGCUGACUACCUGUCCUUUUACUAGGGGUGCUCUUCAGUGCCAAGGGUUAUAAUGUAAGCCUUCUCUGCCUCAAACCAAUUUGUACUUAUGAGAGGAUUUGGGGCUUUAGCAGUAUUAAGAUUGGCCCUAAAUGAAUGCUGCUUAUCACAGCGUUCUGUGCUACUGAUCACCGUUUCACUUGAAGGAUUCGGGUUCUUUUUCAAAAUGUCCACAGAUUUACAUUAAACUUACUGGGUUUGAAAAUAAUGAUAGUGGGAAGCUUCCCU
Messenger RNA from Asterias rubens (European starfish), 858 nucleotides. Its product is annotated as glia maturation factor gamma-like. The record is from RefSeq and is a predicted model, not a curated record. Gene Ontology annotation, biological process: actin filament debranching; negative regulation of Arp2/3 complex-mediated actin nucleation. Lineage: Eukaryota; Metazoa; Echinodermata; Asteroidea; Forcipulatida; Asteriidae. Gene Ontology annotation, molecular function: actin binding; Arp2/3 complex binding. Gene Ontology annotation, cellular component: actin cortical patch. The transcript has 6 exons. Bases 171 to 593 code for a protein of 140 amino acids.